GAAUUGAUUUUGAUUUAAACAGAUAUUUAAAUUGAGAGUCAAAUGGCUAAUGAAGUAAAUAAAGAUAGAUCUGUUGCGGUGACCACUGACCUAACAAAUAACAAAAACAAUAAAAAUCCCGAAACUGUCCGCUGGUCAUCAAAAGUUGAGUUUAUACUGACCUGUCUUAGCUAUGUUAUCGGCUUCGGAAAUAUUUGGAGAUUUCCAUACAUAUGCUAUAAAAACGGCGGCGGUGCAUUUCUUAUACCGUAUUUUCUGAGUCUGGCUUUUAUUGGAUAUCCAGUGAUUAUCUUAGAGAUGACUUUAGGACAGUAUUCAUCUAAAGGAAAAGUCAGUGUCUGGAAAUUUAUGCCUAUCUUUAAGGGCAUUGGCUAUUCAAUGUUAAUUAUGGUAUCGGUUCAGGCGCUCUACUAUAACGUAUUGAUUGGUUGGUCUUUCCGGUACUUUUUUGCCUCAAUUACUAUUAAUGAAUUACCGUGGAAGUCAUGCAAUCACUCGUGGAAUACUGAGGAAUGUAAGGCCGGGUAUGUGAACGGCAGUGCUAAGAGUCCCAGUGAUGAAUACUUCCACUGGAAAAUACUGGAUAUCAAUGAAAACAUUGAUGACAUUAGUCAAUUGAAUUGGUCAAUGGUUGGGUGUCUGCUUAUCGCUUGGAUCUUAUGUUUUUUAUACUAUUCAAUGGAGUCAAAAGUGUUGGCAAAAGGCAUAGUAAUGGAGGGCGCGUGGAAUGGUAUCAAAUUUUAUAUAAACCCAGAUUUUAGUAAACUGUUAACAUUAGGCAUUUGGGUGGACGCCUGUCAACAAAUAUUUUUUUCAUUGGGCAUAGCGUGGGGUACUAUCAUAACUUUGGCCAGUUAUAAUGAUUUUGAAAACCAUGUAAUUAGAGACGCCACUAUUAUAGCACUGGGCAAUAGCUUCACAAGUAUUUGGGCCGGUUUUGUUAUGUUUGCAUACAUGGGUGCCGUCGCCCAUAAACGUGGUGUUAGUGUUGCCGAUGUAGCCGUAAAUGGCUCGGGACUGGCAUUUAUGAUGUAUCCCGAAGCAGUUGCUAUGUUUCCUUGGGGACAGUUAUUCUCAUUUAUUUUCUUUUUGAUGCUAAUAAUGCUAGGAUUAGGUUCUCAAACACCAAAUAUUGAAAGUGUAUUAUCAGCUCUAAUGGAGUUUAACCCGAAAAGUCGAAAAUAUCGCAUUUGGUUAUUGGGUUUAGUUUGCUUUAUAGGAUUUAUAUGUGGAUUAAUCUUCUGUAAUAGAGCUGGGAUGUAUUGGUUUGUAAUAUUCAAUGACUUCGUUGCCUCGACAUCAGCAAUGUUUGUGGCUUUGGUUGAAGUGGUAUCCAUUGCAUGGGUUUACGGUAUCGACAAAUUUGCGGAUCACAUCAAAGAGAUGGUCGGACACCAUAUUAAGCCCAAAAUAGUCUGGAAAAUAGUUUGGUUAUAUAUUACACCCAUAAUCUUAUUUGUAUUACUAAUCAUAACAAUGUUGUCAACUGAAGCGCCUGAAUAUCGGGGCUAUAUUUUUCCCAAAUGGACGAUCAUUUUUGGUUGGAUUAUCAUUGUUGCACAGGUUAUCCCAAUACCGAUAGUCAGUGUUUAUUAUUUAUAUGUUUGCUAUAAAAAUAAAUCUGGAAUAAAAGAGGUGUCAAAUCCAAAUAUUUUAUGGAAAUCUCAAGACUUAAAAUCUGAUGUAAUUUCUCCUCAAACUUAA
Messenger RNA from Oppia nitens, 1704 nucleotides. RefSeq names its product sodium- and chloride-dependent glycine transporter 1-like. The transcript is spliced from 12 exons. The record is from RefSeq and is a predicted model, not a curated record. Gene Ontology annotation, biological process: sodium ion transmembrane transport. Bases 43 to 1704 code for a protein of 553 amino acids. Lineage: Eukaryota; Metazoa; Arthropoda; Arachnida; Sarcoptiformes; Oppiidae. Gene Ontology annotation, cellular component: membrane.